AUGAAUAGACCAAAAAAGGUUUCUGCAGCCAAAAGAAGAUCUAGCAGCUUACAUUCAAAUCCUGAAUAAUAAUAGGUGCACUAAGAAUCUGGAGUUGAAUUAGAGCAAAUCAUAGAAAUAUGUAAGAAGCCGGUUUCAUUUAGAAAACCCCAUGAAACUAGAUUAUUAAUAAACUCUUUUAGAAAUAUCAAGUUUUUCAAGGAAUAAUUUAAUGAGCAUUAUGAAGGGAUGCUGGAGGAUGUGGCAGAAAAUGCAAAAUUGCAUGUUUAUAGCAAGAAUGAGACAAUUAUUAAGUAGGAUACAUAUGGAGAUACUUCUUAUAUAAUAAUAAAAGGAUAAGUGAAAGUUGUGAAAAGAGUAGUAACUAAUAUUGGAUCAUAUAUUACCAAAAAAGGAAAAAAAAGAGAUAAAUAUCAUGAAUAGAUAAAAGAAAUUAUGACAUUAAACGAUGGAGACUAUUUUGGCGAAUUAGCUUUAUUAGAAAGAAAACCAAGAGGAGCAGAUGUUAUCUCAGUUACAGAUUCAUUCAUAUUAGGGUUAGACAAGGAUUCUUUUGAUAGAAUAAUGGCUACAAAGACAAAGCGAUAAUUUUUGCAUCUGCUUGAUACUUUAAGUUGCAAUUCCAUUUUAAAAGAAAUAUCGAAGAACACCGUCAAAGCAUCAUUUAUGAUAAUGGAGAGAAAAGUGUAUAAUUAUGGAGAUAUCAUUUAUAAAUAUGGAGAAAAAGGAAGCAGUUUAUAUUUUAUCAUAGAAGGUGAGUUUAAAAUGGUUUCCAAUAUUUAUAAAAAAGAAGAAAAGGAUGACAGCAAUGAAAUUAAAUGUUUGGAGCGAGAAUCAGAGAUCUGUAUUUUAGGAAAAAAUGAAAGUAUUGGGCUUGAAGAAUUUCUCGAUGAAGAGAGGAGAUAAUGGAAAGCUAUCUGUUCAAGUUAAAUUGGAAUAGUAUAUAAGUUAAAUAGAAUCGAUUACAAAAGGAUUGAGCAGAGAUAUCCAGAUAUUGUAGAUGCUAUCCAAAAGAUUCGAGAUGAAAAGAAAAAAUAUUAUAAUGCUUGGAAGGAAAAGCAUGCUAACCCUUUAGAAGCUGGAUAAUAAAAGCAGAUUUAGAAUGAUGAUAUCUAAAAAUUUGACUACUAAAAAUAUGUUGAAAGAUCAAAACAAUUAAAACAGAUUAUAAUGAAUGAUAAGGAGAUGCAAUUUAUAUCCAGAGAUUAAGUUACAAUUAACGAUGAUAUGGAUAUAAUGCUGAGAUAUUGUCCUUAUUUUUAAUUAGGAGAAAAAAAAGCUACUCCCUUUUUGGUAAACACAAUCGAAACCAUUUAAUAAAGAAGAGUUAAAAGUGCGAAUUAUCGGCCGUUAUCUUUCGUUAAUUAGGUUAGUUAGGGAGUCAUUCAGUAGCAUAAUAGACCAAGCACAGGCAGAAUAUUAACCCAACAAAAGGAUGAUAUAGCUAAGGCCAAUGCUGCUGAAUCUUAACCAACAAUUACAAUUAAUCAAUAUUUAACUACAUAGCCAGAGGACAAUAAAUAAAAAUCACUUCAUAAUUCGAAAGCAUUUAUGGUUACUUCAACCCCAACCUAAGAAUAAGAAUCGAAAAAAAUUACAAUUAAAAAGAAAGCAAGAAAUUAUAAUGAUGUUAUCCAAAAUAAGAUAAUUUUUUUUAUGAAACUUACUCCAUAAAAAAUUGAGUAAAUGGCAAUUUAGCAAAGGGUUGAUAAAGAAGAAUUUAAGGAUAAGAAAUUAUAUAUUACAAAUUACCCUUCAAUGACUACAGGCUAAAUGUUAACAAGAAUUAAAUCAGCGGUCAAACUAUAACCUUAGAAUAACUUUAGUUAUCGUUCGUUGUAAGGUUAAAUUAGGAGAGGAAUAGCAAGCAGUGUAAAUUUAUUAAGUUCUGUUGAAUCAAUUCAAGGUGGAGAAUGUUCAAGGAUACAUUCAACUAAAAAUUCAACCGGAAUUAAUCUUGACAGUUCUGCUCUUCCUUUAAAAUAUCAAGCAGAUAUGAUAGGGCGAUAGUUCUUAUAAAGAAAUAAACAAGCAACACCAUCAUCAGCAUUCAAGGGAUUUAAUCGAUAAAAAUUUAAGUAAUUAUCUACAGAAUAUUGA
This is a messenger RNA of Paramecium tetraurelia, 2100 nucleotides long. RefSeq lists its product as uncharacterized. The record is from RefSeq and is a predicted model, not a curated record. The transcript is spliced from 4 exons. NCBI's taxonomy places the organism in Eukaryota, Ciliophora, Oligohymenophorea, Peniculida, Parameciidae.